AUGAAGCUGCCCUUCAGGCAGGAGAAACUGAUUCAGCCUGUGACACAGUUACAAUACCCUCAGCCUAAGCUGCUGGAACACGGACCCACAGAGCUGCUGACACUUACCCCCUGGUUGGCACCCAUCAUCUCCAAGGGAACCUUUGACCCAGAACUUCUGAAGAAUAUGUACCAGCCAUUGAACCUGACCAUUGGAGUCACUGUGUUUGCUGUGGAGAAGAUCCUGCAGCCGUUCCCAGAGUUCCCCUGGGCCCUGGUCGGCUCCUCAGCAUCAUCCCCAUCCGUGGUUACUCCCAGUGGGAGGAGAUCUCCAAGCGCCGAAUGGAGACCAUCAACAAACACAUUGCCAAGAGGGCCCACAAAGAAGUGGAUUACCUCUUCUGUGUCGAUGGAUGUGGAUAUGGUCUUCCGUAACCCAUGGGGCCCUGAGACCUUGGGGGAUCUAGUGGCUGCUAUCCACCCAGGCUAUUUUGCUGUACCUCGACAGCAAUUCCCUUAUGAACACUGGCAAGUUUCCUCUGCCUUUGUGGCAGACAGUGAGGUGGACUUCUAUUAUGGUGGGGCAGUCUUUGGGGGACGAGUGGCCAGGGUGUAUGAGUUUACCCGGGCCUGCCACAUGGGAAUCCUGAUGGACAAAGCCAACAGCAUUAUGGCAGCCUGGCAGGAGGAGAGCCACCUGAACUGCUACUUCAUCUGGCACAAACCAUCUAAGGUGCUGUCCCCAGAGUACCUCUGGGAUGACAGGAAGCCUGAAGAUGAUCCGAUUCUCCUCAGUGGAAAAGGAUACAACUGGCUGAGGAGCUAA
Molecule: messenger RNA, 804 nt
Organism: Arvicanthis niloticus (Nile rat)
Lineage: Eukaryota; Metazoa; Chordata; Mammalia; Rodentia; Muridae
Source: RefSeq, a predicted model, not a curated record